Messenger RNA from Coniosporium apollinis CBS 100218, 1524 nucleotides. RefSeq lists its product as uncharacterized. NCBI's taxonomy places the organism in Eukaryota, Fungi, Ascomycota, Dothideomycetes. The transcript has a single exon. The coding region runs from base 1 to 1524 and encodes 507 amino acids. Gene Ontology annotation, molecular function: monooxygenase activity; oxidoreductase activity, acting on paired donors, with incorporation or reduction of molecular oxygen; iron ion binding. The record is from RefSeq and is a predicted model, not a curated record.
AUGGCUGGCGCCACGCUUUUCACUCUCUUGAUCGUCCUCGUGGUGUAUCUUCUGAGCAUCAUCUACAAGGAACACACGAUUCGACUCGCUCAUGGCAAGCUUGCUGCUCAGCAUGGCUGCCAACCAAUCGCCUCCAAAUACCCACUCAAGGACCGCAUCUUCGGUCUGGACUUCGUUAUUGAGAACCUCAAGUGUAGCUCAAGCCAUUGCUACCUCAUCAACAGUCUGCGCCGCUUCCAGGAAGUUGGAGGCACUUACACCUUGCGCAUCUUCGGUCAUCCGAUGAUACAGUCGAUCGAGCCGGAAAACGUGAAAGCAGUCUUUGCCACCAAAGAGAAGGAUUGGCGACUUGGAGAGUAUAGGACUGUCUCUUUCCGAGAUCUGCUUGGAGUGGGCAUUUUCACCCUCGAUCGCCCGGGAUGGCAGGAAUCUCGCGCUUGGCUCCGACCGGCGUUCGAGAAGAAGCGCACGGCCGAUGUCGAGCUCUACGAACGGCACAUUGGUCACCUUUUUCAGCAACUGCCGCAUGAUGGCAAGACAGUAGUCGACCUGCAGGACCUGUUCCUAAAGUACACCAUGGACUCCUCCACUGAGAUCCUGUUUGGAAAGUCGGUCGACAGCUUGCUUCCCGAAUCGAAAGAGGAUGUGAUCGCCAGUGGCUUUGCAGCGGCAUAUGAAAGCGCAAAAUGGGAUGUAUUCAAGAACGUCCAACUGUAUCCGUUUGGCCAGUUCCGCAGCAAGAAGGCCUUCAAUGCCAACGUUGCCAUUGUCAACCAAUUCGUUGACCGCUACGUAAAAAUGGCCAUUGAUUACCAGGGCAGCUCUGAGGAAGCCGAUCAAGAAGGCGGAUCCGUCUUCAUGAUGGAGUUGGCGAAGAACACCACCGACCUAAAGCGCAUCCGCUCAGAAUUACUGAGUCUCCUGCUCGCCGGACGCGAUACCACAGCGGCUCUCAUCUCGAACACGUUCUUUGUUCUCGCUCGUCGUCCCGACAUCUUGGCGAAGUGCUAUGCCGAGGUUGCCACCUUCAAUGGUGGUUUGCCUACACUCGAGCAGACAAAGAACUCCAAGUACAUCAGCUGGCUGCUGAAGGAGUCCCUCCGAGUGCACACCAUCGUCCCUGUCAACACCCGCACCGCCGCCAAGGACACGAUUCUCCCAGUCGGCGGUGGCCCCGACGGCAAGUCACCAAUCUUCGUCGCGGAGGGCACUCAAUUCGUCUCGUCCAUCUACGCCAUCCAUCGCCGCAAGGACAUCUACGGCGAUGAUGCAGACGACUUUAAGCCAGAGCGCUGGGCAGACGACACCCUCCGGCCCAAAUGGGGAUAUCUUCCCUUCCUCGGUGGUGGUCGUAUAUGCCCUGGUCAAGGCCUUGCCAUGACCGAGGCCGCAUACACAAUCAUUCGCCUUCUGCAACUGUUCAAGGACAUCAAGGCAGAAGAUCCGACGCUCGAAUGGCAAGAAGAUCUCGCCAUUACCUGUUGCAACCUACAUGGUUGCCGAGUCAUCCUGACUUCGGCCUAG